AGAUAACAUCAUCAUGAUCAAGCACCAUUCGGCUGGAAACUUAAGCGAAAUUAUGUGUUAAAAGUGCUCGCAUCAAAGUCGGCCAGGAGGCAGUUGCAACCGACCCGACGCCAGGUUGCUUCGUUAAAAUUUUCACGCUUUCAAUUUUGUGUUUCGUGUCCGUUUUUAGUUUUUUUUCUCUUCGAGGUCAAAGGAAUCCAUUCAACAGAUGCCGGAACUCUUUUUGCCCGCCAACUACAUAAUAAUGGCCGAAUCGGAGCCCGACCUGAGCACGUUCGAGAACAAGACAGGGCUGGCUGAGGACAUGAAGUUUCUCGCCUCUAUGCCGGAACUUUGCGACGUCACUUUCCUUGUCGGCGAUACCAGAGAACCAGUGUGCGCAGUCAAGGCCGUCCUGGCUGCGCGCUCUAGGGUCUUCCACAAAAUGCUCUAUUCAGCCCCCAGUCCCCAAAGAAAAAAGGACCCACCCCCAAGAGAAAAUAAACUGCGUUUGUUCCUAAAAAGGUCAUCAGAACCUUUGUUAAAUUUACAAAAUGCUUCCCAACAGCCCCAUCAGCAACAGCAUCAAACCCUGAUCAUUGAAGAAUUUGAACCUGAUGUUUUCAGACAACUUAUUGAGUACAUACACACAGGAUGCGUAACAUUACAACCCAGAACAUUACUAGGUGUUAUGAAUGCAGCAGAUUACUAUGGUUUAGAUGAGUUACGUCGGGCAUGUGCUGGUUUCGUCCAAUGCUGUAUAAAUGUAGAUACAGUGUGUGCUCUAUUGGCCUCUGCAGAAAGAUACAUACAGUAUAAAUGCACAAAAUCCCUAGUACAAAAGGUUCUUGAGUUUGUGGACGAACAUGGAAACGAAGUGCUAAAUCUAGGGUCUUUCACUCUUUUACCACAACACGUAGUAAGACUGAUUUUGGUCAGGGAUGAGCUUCAAGCUGACGAGUUUACGAAAUUUCAAGCUGCUCUUAUGUGGGGAAAAAAAUAUUGUGACAGCAACCCAACAAUAAACAUAAAAGACGUAAUAGGAAACUUUCUGGAGUACAUACAGUUCCACAAAAUCCCAGCCAACGUAUUGAUGCGCGAAAUCCACCCGUUGGGUCUGGUCCCGUACAGCAUUAUUAUGAACGCGCUGGCAUAUCAGGCAGACCCAGCAAGUAUCGACCCCGGAAAGCUGUCACCAAAUCGAGUAAGACGCCAGCAGCAAGGCCGGAGCAUGUCGGUGCAGAGCUCCGACCCCUACGGCAGCAACACGACGCUGAGCAGCAGCCCUUCCAGCGAACUGGCCAGCUCCGACGGAAAGCACUCCACCUCCAACUAACAUAAAGCCACUGUCCCUCCUCCUGGUCCGAGCGCCCCGCCUAACCCCCCUUCCACCUCCCGACAGCCCUCCCAGAAGUCACAACGCUCCAGAAAGUCCAGCUCUUCGUCCCAUCACUACGUCACGUGUACCCCGCAAAGUUCUCCGUACAGGGCGCCACCUACGGUGACUGUCUCAAGCAGCAGUCCUUGCAGCACCCAUGGAAGCCCCGCGCACUCUUUUACUUUCACUAUUGUGCUCAAAAAAGUCACCCCGAAAGAGUAGGAUUUUUUAUUUUGACAAAGGAAGAAUAACCAUUUUUUUCAUUUGGGCAAAAUCAAGCGUUACAAUAAAUCAAAACUAAAAGUACUUAAAAUAACCCAUUACAAUGUAAAACUUAUUUAAAGAAAAAAUAAUCUAUUUAAAACAACUUAAUCCAUCCACUAUAGCUUUUUAUUAAUUUU
This is a messenger RNA of Brassicogethes aeneus, 1758 nucleotides long. NCBI's taxonomy places the organism in Eukaryota, Metazoa, Arthropoda, Insecta, Coleoptera, Nitidulidae. The record is from the annotation of a GenBank genome assembly.